Molecule: messenger RNA, 2637 nt
Organism: Synchiropus splendidus (mandarinfish)
Lineage: Eukaryota; Metazoa; Chordata; Actinopteri; Syngnathiformes; Callionymidae
Product: WD repeat-containing protein 37-like
Exons: 15
Coding region: 206-1774 (522 amino acids)
Cellular component (GO): preribosome, large subunit precursor
Molecular function (GO): protein binding
Source: RefSeq, a predicted model, not a curated record
CGCUCGUUACCUCCUCCAGUGGUGCUCAGCUGUCAGCGCGGAUCUGGAUGAACCUUCGCUGUCCUGACGGAUCCUGAAGGCAAUGUCGACGACCAGACUCCGAGAACCGGGCCGGAAUAAAACUCUGAACCCCUAAACUUUGGAGUUGCCGUCCUCCUCGCUGCCCCACGUCCAGGCCGGGGUCCAGUCGGGACUGGAAGGAGUGAUGCCUGUAGAGAGCAGCAGUGUCACCGCCCGCCAGGCCAAACAGAAGCGCAAGUCCCACAGUCUGUCCAUCCGCAGGACCAACAGCACGGAGCAGGAGCGGUCUGGCCUGCAGAGAGACAUGCUCGAGGGACAGGACUCCAAACUUCCUCUGCCUCUGAGGAGCAACCUGCUGGACCUGUUCAGUCAGAUCGAGAGAGAGUUUGAGAACCUCUACAUCGAGAACCUGGAGCUGCGCAGAGAGAUCGAGACGCUGAACGAUCGCCUGACUGGAGAUGGACAAACGCUUGAAGGCGCUGACCUGGCCAAAGGAGCUCUGAAGACCAAAGCGAGUCACAGCACGAGUCAGCUCUCCCAAAAGCUCAAGACGACCUACAAGGCCUCCACCAGCAAGCCCCGUUCAAAUUCGUGCCACGCCAGAGUAGGCGGAGCACGCCGCUUCAGCAGGACCGGUUGGGAGUUGUGGGGCGGAGACUCAUGGAUCGUGUCCAGUUUCAAAGCCACCACGUCCAGAGCCGUGUGCCAGCUGGUCAGGGAGUAUGUGGGCCACAGAGAUGGGAUCUGGGACCUGAGCGUGACCAAGACUCAGCCGGUGGUCCUGGGAACCGCCUCAGCAGAUCACUCUGCCAUGUUGUGGAGCAUCGAGACAGGCAAGUGCCUCCUCAGGUACCUGGGUCACCAGGGUUCAGUCAAUUCCAUCAAGUUUCAUCCCACUGAGCAGAUCGCACUGACAGCCUCAGGUGACCAGACGGCUCACAUCUGGAGGUAUAUGGUGCAGCUGCCGACACCGACCACAGACAUCAGUCAGACGCAGCCCCCCGAGGAGGACCCAGAUUUCUCAGACAAGGACGAGGCGGACGGCGAGGCCGAAGGCCCCAACGACUGCCCAACGCUCCGUGUGGCUAGCACUACCCUACGCAGCCACCAGGGGGUGGUGAUCGCCGCAGACUGGCUGGUGGGGGGCAAGCAGGUGGUCACGGCCUCAUGGGACCGAGCCGCCAACCUCUACGACGUGGAGACCUCCGAGCUGGUCCACUCCCUCACUGGUCAUGACCAGGAGCUGACCCACUGCUGCACCCACCCGAACCAACGCCUGGUGGUCACCUCAUCCAGGGACACCACGUUCAGGCUCUGGGACUUCAGAGAUCCGUCCAUCCACUCGGUCAAUGUGUUCCAGGGACACACAGACACGGUGACGUCGGCCGUCUUCACGGUGGGAGACAACGUGGUGUCUGGCAGCGAUGACCGUACCGUCAAAGUCUGGGACCUGAAGAACAUGAGGUCGCCCAUAGCAACCAUCCGCACUGACUCUUCUGUCAACAGGAUCAGCGUGUCGGUGACUCACAAGGUCAUCGCGCUUCCUCACGACAAUCGGCAGGUCCGACUCUUCGACAUGUCAGGAGUGCGACUGGCUCGGCUCCCGCGCAGCAACCGACAGGGUCACCGGCGGAUGGUCUGCUGCUCCGCCUGGUGUGAAGACAACAACUCCUGCAACCUGUUCACCUGCGGCUUCGACCGCCAGGCCAUCGGCUGGAACAUCAACGUCCCGGCGCUGCUGCAGGACAAAUGAGCCCACCACAAGCCCCCACCCCUUCUCGUGCCCCCGCCGUCGUUCGUGCCUGUGGUAGCCGACAUAGACGUAGAAGUAUCAAGCCGCCCUGAUCCCUCAGAGUUGGGGUUACACUUGCACCUGUUAGGGAGCCACCUGGUGUGUCCACUGAAUGAAUGAGCGUCUUCUCUUCAGUCAUGUGACCAGGUCAGGAGGUCAAAUGCCUGAUCAUCGGAAAUUGUUGGAAGACUCGACCGCCAAAAUAGAAGCACCAAACCUGACUUGAUGACUGACUGGCGCUGUUGGUUCUAGUUUGAAUCAUCAGGAAUGAGUUGAGAAGAAGAGCUGGCACUAACAACUUUAGAUGUCGUCACGUUUGUUAACGUCCUUGAACGAGUUCAGCCUUUCCUCUAACAACUUGUCGAAGUCGGUUUCCCAGUUGUGAACACAUGAAUUUGCCCCAUGUUGACGAAAGUCUCCGGUGAUGCCGCUGGAGAAGCGAUAGUGUUGCACACGUGUGUUGAGCAGUGCUGCGCCAGUGCGCCCUCUACCCGCUGCUCUGUGAACUACCACAGAAAACAGUUUAAAAUUGGUUGGUAAUUUACUUCACAGAACUUUAGUUACUGUUGUACAUGUGCAGGACUCGCUCUGUCGUUGACAGGUGGGCAGUCGCUGGAAUAGAAAUAAGUAUAAACGAUAGGUGAGUCUAUGUCUUAUGCUCCUGAGUGUGUAUAGGUGUGUGUGCGUCUGUGUCACUGAAGCACAUUUAAAAAGACUAACUCGUGACAGUUGCAGCUUCUCUCCGUGUGUCCUUCAGAAUAAAAGCACAGUUGUUACUCUGUUGGGAAAUAAAACACCUGUGAUGGACAUCUGCUUUUGUGGCU